Molecule: messenger RNA, 1008 nt
Organism: Cylicocyclus nassatus
Lineage: Eukaryota; Metazoa; Nematoda; Chromadorea; Rhabditida; Strongylidae
Source: the annotation of a GenBank genome assembly
AUGGAAUGGCUUCUUACGAAUGGUGGCAGAGCGCAGAAAAUUCCGGACUACGAUUGCGGACCAGAAGAUAGAAUCCCUGGAAGGAAAGACUAUGUCCUGGGCACGAUAUUUAUUGCGUACGGAAUUAUUGCAGAGAUCAUCUACGUAUUGGACUUGAUGGUGAUGGUGAGAAAACAGCAUCGGCGACUGUCUUGUUACAAAAUCAUGAUAGUAUUAGGGCUGUACGACAUGGCAGCUUUAUCACUCAACUCUCUUUUGACCGGAUAUUUUUGGUUCACUGGUGGAAAUUACUGUACAAGCCCAACAUUCAUGUUUGUUGCUGGGGCUUUAGCUCUUGGACUAUGGUGUGGAGCAUGCAUGAUUUGCUUUGUUUUGGUCAUAAAUCGUCUUCUGGACCUAUGGAAUAAAGCACUAUUGCAAAUGGCAGAUAAUCGAACAUAUGCGGUGCUGCUACUUCCUAUACUGUACAGUUUGUAUUUUGUCUUCUUCACACCUCCUCUUCUAUUCAAUUCCAAUGAGUCGGCGUGGUUCUUCUUCACGUUUGCCCGAAACAAGACGGAUAUUGCUGGACAUUUUCUGAACUACCCUCAUACAGCAAACAAUUUAUUCAUUGUCGUACUUACUUGUCUACUUUAUGUGCAAUAUUCUCGCGUUCUCCUACGCUAUUCCAAAAUAGGAAGUGGUUUGACUUGGACACAGAAAUCGUUUUUCCUUCAAUGUUCCUCGAUCUGCAUGGCAAACCUCAUAGCUGCAUUGAUUUAUGUUUAUAUGCAGUUCCUUUACACACCUCCAAGCUUCGUUCUUGUCGGUCACAUCUGCUGGCAACUUGGACACGGAUUCCCUGCUAUCGUUUACCUCGUAUUGAAUCGCACCAUACAAUUUGAAGUCUUCACUCUGCUCAGAAUUCAUCGACCAAACAAGGUGAAAACUUUUGCGACGAUGCAGUCAACAAAUAAGGCAUCUGACAGUGUUGCUGAUAAUGUUACACACUGCCUCAUGUGCUGCUGA